Neltuma alba is the source of this 543-nucleotide messenger RNA. RefSeq lists its product as uncharacterized. NCBI's taxonomy places the organism in Eukaryota, Viridiplantae, Streptophyta, Magnoliopsida, Fabales, Fabaceae. The coding region runs from base 1 to 543 and encodes 180 amino acids. The transcript has a single exon. The record is from RefSeq and is a predicted model, not a curated record.
AUGACCUUUCCAAACGAAGGAGUUCCUGAAAAUGAUAUGGAAGAAGGGUUUGGAGAUAGUGAAGAAAUAUUGGGGGCACCAACUGGCAUAAGCGAGGAGUUUAAUUCGGCCACAUUCAAUGACAAUAGUGAAGGAAGUAGAAGCAACACUGGGAUGAGACAAGAAAACACUCGUGCGGGUAAAAGCACAGGUGGCAGUCGUCCUAGUAGUUCAUUAGGGGUUAGAAAAAAGGAUGAAUCCAUAAAGAAGAAGAACACUGCCACUAUGAAAAUAGUGGAUGCAUUAAGCAAGAUAGCUCAAGCAAAUGAAAAUGAUUCUCAGCGGGAACAUGAAAAGAUUUCAGAAGCACGUGUUUAUGAGACGUCAAUUGCGGGAGUCAUGGAGCACCUUAACAAAGUUGAUGAAAUUGUUGAUGAUCCUGAUUUGUUUGGCCGGUGCACAACACUCCUUAUGGACAAACCAGCUGCAAGGGAGAUGUAUGUGGCUCUGAAGAACAAAAGGGAAAGACUCCUGAUCUUCUUGAAGCACGCAACUAAAUAUUGA